GUCGGUGUGUCAAGAUGCCUGAGGUUGCUAAGUCCGCUCCGGUUCCCAAGAAGGGGUCGAAGAAGGCCAUCACCAAGACCCAGAAGAAAGGAGACAAGAAGCGCAAGAAGAGCAGGAAGGAGAGCUACUCCAUCUACGUCUACAAGGUGCUGAAGCAGGUCCACCCCGACACCGGCAUUUCCUCCAAGGCCAUGAGCAUCAUGAACUCCUUCGUCAACGACAUCUUCGAGCGCAUCGCGUCUGAGGCUUCCCGCCUAGUCCAUUAUAACAAGCGCUCCACCAUCACUUCCCGGGAGAUCCAGACGGCCGUGCGCCUCUUGUUGCCGGGGGAGUUGGCCAAGCACGCUGUGUCUGAGGGCACUAAGGCGGUCACCAAGUACACCAGCUCCAAGUAAACUGACAAACCGCUCUACCUUAAAACUUACCCAACGGCUCUUUUAAGAGCCACACACUGCUUCUGCAAAGACUGAGGUCUGAGUUUCGAACUGUAAAACUGAGGCAAGUUUUAUAAUUGUAAGCAUAUAUACUAAUCACUUUUAAGCACUCCCUGGAUGUGGUGUAAAUAUAGUCUUGUUGGUAACCACUGUGCUUAAACCUGUUCCUUGUAAUAAUAAUCGAAUUAGUAACCACUGUGCUUAAGCCCAUUUCUUGUAAUAAAUCAGCCCUGGAAGUGGCAAGAUAUUUUUUUGUA
Messenger RNA from Hemicordylus capensis (graceful crag lizard), 691 nucleotides. Its product is annotated as histone H2B 1/2/3/4/6-like. The transcript has a single exon. The coding region runs from base 15 to 395 and encodes 126 amino acids. The record is from RefSeq and is a predicted model, not a curated record. Gene Ontology annotation, cellular component: nucleosome. Lineage: Eukaryota; Metazoa; Chordata; Lepidosauria; Squamata; Cordylidae. Gene Ontology annotation, molecular function: protein heterodimerization activity; structural constituent of chromatin; DNA binding.